AUGCACACCCAACAGUGCUUCGACUCGCAGUCCAAGAUUGAGAUAACGGCGAUUGCCGAGUUUAUCCAUUCAAUCGACGCUGACUUAGCCGCUGCCUCGGACACACAGUGGCGUGAAGCUAGUCAAAUGAACUGUAGCCCACAUUUGUCACCGGACAAGCCCGUCGCCGUACGCUCUGAUGCUCGAGUAUCAUAUUCGACAGAACUACAGCCUCGCAAGAGAAAUGAAGCUCUAGCGCUCCGGACCCAAGUGAAAGAACUGAAGGCUCGACUCGCCCAGUUGAAGAGAAAACGUCAAGCACACCUCGAGAAUGCAUUGGCUCUCUCUUCAGGAACUCACCGGGAAGGUACGAUUCGUUGGCGCAGCAUAGCGGUCAUGGCUUGUGAAGUUCGACAACUCGCCGAACGUUCAAACCGUGAGCUGAAGACAAUCGUGGAAAGUCAAGACAAAGUUCGAGCUUCAAUUCUGCGUCUACUCGCCAAGACGAACGCUAUCUGCGAAGUGGACAUGCAUUUCGUCCGCAAAGCACAACCUCGCGUCGACGUUCCGCUCUUUUUGCCCGACUUCGUUGACACGAUUAAGCAGCGGCUAUCGAGCAGGCUAAAAAGUCUCCACGUCAAACUGAUGUUUCCUCAAGCGGAUUCGUCCACAGUGGUCUCCUAUCGUUACCAAACUGUGCCUUUUGGCCAUCUUGGGAAUCGUGUCGAUAUAUCAUCGACAACUCCAAUGUCGUGUUCGGUUCAAGAGACAGGGGACUUACUAUGGAGUUUCACCACUGCGAACAGUAUGAAAAGCGCCAGCUCUGUCGACUAUGUUGCCAAAAAGACCGCAGGGCCUCUCGAUAUGACCUGCGUAUCAUCACUACGCGAAGGCCAACAGCUACUUCACACAAUUAGCGUGUUUCGUCGAUUUAACGAAGGAUACCAGAUCGUUCUUAUGGGAGCUGCAAUGUGGUUUCUUCCCGGUGCCGGUCUCGUGUUGCAAGACUACAACUGGACUGUCAUCUCGCCGACUCAAACAUACCCAGAGUACAGAAGUGUGGUCCGACACUGCUACAACUUGGAAGAGACUAUCGUCUCACCAGCCACAACUCAAACUCAGAAGACGAUCCUCGAUUUAGUCGGUAACCGGAUGCGAAUCAUCACCCUGGAGAUGCAAGAUACGCUACUUAGUGAGGGAGAUUCUUCGUUCACAUCCUGA
Phytophthora nicotianae INRA-310 is the source of this 1200-nucleotide messenger RNA. RefSeq lists its product as hypothetical. The coding region runs from base 1 to 1200 and encodes 399 amino acids. Lineage: Eukaryota; Oomycota; Peronosporomycetes; Peronosporales; Peronosporaceae. The record is from RefSeq and is a predicted model, not a curated record. The transcript has 3 exons.